Messenger RNA from Mesorhabditis belari, 1608 nucleotides. NCBI's taxonomy places the organism in Eukaryota, Metazoa, Nematoda, Chromadorea, Rhabditida, Rhabditidae. The record is from the annotation of a GenBank genome assembly.
AUGGCCACUGUGGAGCUCGCGCCCGGAGUCCAAACAUUCGAGACGCCGAAGAAUAAAAUUUUAAAAGAAGAUCACAAAAUCGAUGUCAACGAAAUUUCAACCCAUGCUAAACAUGUCACCCCUCUACUCAAGCCAUCCAGCACGAAGCACUCGUCGUUGGUUCAGGGAAGUAUUCCAAAGGAAACGGCUAUUGCCACUCAUGCAGCGAUCUACGGACUAACACCCGAAAAGGAAAAACGGUUACGCGAAUUGUAUGACCGAUUGGAUAUGGACAACGACGGCACCAUCGAUAUUAGGGAUUUGACAAUGGCGUUAAAACAUGAAAUGCCGCAUAUUCCAUCCAGAAUGGCUCCGUUGUUGAUGCAAAAAAUGGCCGCUGAUUCCUCGAAUUCAUCCGUUGAUUUUGGCGAUUUUGCAAAAUACGUGAUCGACCACGAGGAGCGAUUAGAGAAAGUGUUCUCAGAUCUUGAUCAAAAUAAAGACGGGUAUAUUGAUGUGCAAGAGAUUCAAAUUUACUGUGAUACACAGGGAGUUCCAAUAUCGGACCAACGAGCGGCUGACAUUGUCCAACAAAUGGCGCAAACGGGAAACGUGAACUUGCAAGAAUUUCAAGACUACAUGCUUCUCUAUCCAUCUUCAGAUCCAAAAGAAAUCGCCCAAUUCUGGAGGCAUAAUUUGAUAUUCGACAUCGGUGAGGAUUCACAAUUGCCUGAAGAUUUCACCCAAGAAGAGAUUCAAAGCGGUGUUUGGUGGCGGCAUUUGGUCGCUGGUGCAGUGGCUGGGUGUAUGUCUCGGACAAGCACGGCUCCUUUGGAUCGGAUAAAAGUCUAUCUGCAGGUACACGCAUCUCGACAAAAUCCGUUAAAUCUCUUCUCUGCUAUCCGAUUACUUUACGCGGAGGGUGGGAUUCGAAGUUUUUGGAGAGGGAAUGGGAUAAAUGUCGUGAAAAUCGCUCCCGAAUCAGCCAUCAAGUUCAUGGCCUAUGAGCAGUUCAAAAGAUGGAUUCAAGAGUACAAGGGAAGCAACGAGUUGACGAUUUAUGAGCGCCUUUUUGCGGGUUCUUGCGCUGGAGUCAUGAGUCAAACGACGAUUUAUCCGAUGGAGGUUUUGAAAACGCGAUUAGCUUUGAGAAGAACCGGUCAAUUAGAUCGUGGUUUGAUCUACUUUGCUCACAAGCUCUACCGAAGAGAGGGUCUCAUCGUUUUCUACAAAGGCUACGUCCCGAAUCUUUUUGGAAUCAUCCCGUAUGCUGGGAUCGACUUGGCCGUCUAUGAGACUAUGAAAAAUCUCUACUUAAAACGGAAUCCAGAGAAGAAAGAACCCGGCACGUUGGCUUUAUUGGCUUGUGGAACGAUCAGCUCAACGUGCGGUCAACUAGCCAGCUAUCCGUUGGCUUUGGUAAGGACACGACUACAAGCAAGAGAGUGGAUCGCUGAUCCAAAUCAACCGGACACAAUGGUCGGUCAAUUCCGUUACAUAAUCCGAAAUGAGGGCUUCACGGGUCUAUAUCGAGGCUUGGUGCCAAAUUUUAUGAAGGUAAUCCCAGCCGUUGGAAUCAGUUACGUCGUUUACGAGAAUGUCCGGAGACAUCUUGGAGCGACAAUGUCG